This is a messenger RNA of Vitis riparia (riverbank grape), 953 nucleotides long. RefSeq lists its product as uncharacterized. The transcript is spliced from 3 exons. Lineage: Eukaryota; Viridiplantae; Streptophyta; Magnoliopsida; Vitales; Vitaceae. Gene Ontology annotation, molecular function: protein binding. The coding region runs from base 210 to 953 and encodes 247 amino acids. The record is from RefSeq and is a predicted model, not a curated record.
CUCAACUCCAUCGUUCCUACUGUGACAAGAGUUUAGAAUUGAAUACGCCAGUGCUCUGUGUAUUACGAAAACAAGCUUAGAAUUCUAGGACACGACUGUGGAAGCAAAGAAAGAAAGAAAAGUUGUAUAUAGAUUUCAACAACCAGUCACAAACAUUAAAUUCAAGUCUCUUUCCUUGUUGUUUUCUGGGGAAAGGGAAAGCUCCAGCGAUGGUCAGGAGAGAGCGAAAGCGACAUCGAUCGAAGAAUCAGGAUCCGGUGAAUUGCCUUCCAGAUGACAUGAUUCGGCAUAUACUCUCAAAGCUGGGUUUGAGAGGUAUAGCUAGGGUUAGCACCCUCUCCAGAAGAUGGAGACAAGUAUGCUUAUCCUUGCCAUUCUUAAACCUAGACCUUCAGGCUUUCGACAUCUAUGGCGCCUCCUCUAAAUUGCGGGAACUAAAUUUGCAAUAUCCAGUGCAGUACUUACGAUUAUAUCACAGCGAUUCGACAGGAAAUAAUUCAGGAAAACCUAUGACCAGUAAGUUUGAGGAUGAAAGAUCUUAUGAAAGAUUUUUGGAAGGUUGGAAAGGAAGAUGCUUAGAUAUCUGGAGGGAAUUGUGUGGUGAAGGGGACGAAGUAGGGAAGGAGUUUGUUUUAGAAGUAUUGGAGAUAUGCUGCGAGAUGGUUAUAGGAAAAUGGGAUGAAUUUGAAGAAACUAGCCUUAAGACAAAACCUUGGAGACCUCCAAAUUUGAAGUUUUUUAGUGAAUUGAAGGAGAUUGAGAUUGAGAUUGGCAGGGAGCAUGCUAUGCAUGAUUUCAAAAUCAUCAAUGACGUACAAAUUCGUGCAACAGCAUUGAAGGAGAUGACCAUAGUUCGUGCUCUGCGUUCUGGAUUUGUAUCGGGCACUGAUAAGGCCUAUAAGGUAUGGAGGAGGACUUCCCGUAGUUCCUCUUAUGUCUUUGUAAGAGAUUGA